AUGAACAUUUUCAAAGCCAGCAUGGCGACCUCAAUGUCGCUCGAUGUCAAACUUCUCUUAUUCUCUGUGCUUCUUCGUCGUGCUAGUUUCGGCUUGACCAACCAGGUUCUCACGCUUUUCCUAGAGGCCGCAGGCAUUUCCAAAACCCGUGUGGGUGUAUUUAUGACGCUCACUUUGGUUGGUGAUACGUUCAUCUCAUAUCUUCUCGCGUGGUACUCUGACGCCAUUGGCCGCAGAAUGGUGAUGAUCAUUGGAUGUGUGUUGAUGUUGGCCUCUGGAGUUGUGUUUGCCUACAGCCUGGAUUUCUGGAUUCUUCUUUGCGCAGCGAUUUUGGGUGUCAUUUCCACUUCGGGCGACGAAACCGGUCCUUUCAAGACAGUCGAAGAGGCUUGUCUUUCCCAUUUGAGUCCUCCGAGGGCCCGAGCACACACAUUCGCCAUCUACGGUUUCUUGGGCACUUUGGGUGCCGCAUUCGGCUCUUCUCUUUGCGGUUUUUUGGUCGAUUUCUGGAACAUCCGCUCAAAAUGGCCCUUGGAGAAGUGUUACCGCGGCAUUUUCAUCGUCUACUCAGUGAUUGCGUUAGCCAAGAUGGUUAUAGCCUUCUGCCUAAGCACAUCUUGUGAGAUUGGCCCCGAUGAGUCCGUAUCGGAAGUUGCUGGGCCUUCUCUGUCUGAGAUUUCCGAGAAUGCGUCUCUCUCCGAAAACUCUGAGGCAAGUGCUUCUGAAAUUCAAGAUAGUGACAUCUCUGAAGAUACUGCUUUACUCUCGAACAAGUCUCUGGCAGCUUUUACGCAAGAAACAAAGCGUAUAUUGCCACGGCUUCUUGUGGUAUUUAUGUUGGAUUCCUUCGGAUAUGGCUUCAUGCCUCCUGCUUGGAUAGUGUACUAUUUUAAAACCAUCUUUCAGGUUUCGGCUUCCGCUUUAGGAACGCUUUUCUUCUUCACCAACUUGGUUGAUUCGGUUUCUUCCAUCGUUUCGGCUUUUACAUUCCACCACCUAGGACCUAUCAAGGCUAUUUUGGCUGCUCAACUCCCUUCAGCACUGUUCUUUAUGGCUGUUCCUUUCUCUUCUUCUUUCAUCGUUUCGGCUGUUUUGUACUUUAUGUUUUGCGCUUGCGCUACCAUGGACGUUGUUCCCAGACAAAUUUUCUUGACUACUGUGAUCCCAAAGAAGGACUUGAUCAGAGUUAUGGGCACUGUUAACAUCGGCAAAACUUUUGCUCGUUGCAUUGGGCCUAUCUUCACAGGAAAAUUGGCGCAACACAAUGCCCUCCAGUAUGGUUUCAUUAUCAAUGGUCUUUGCUUGAUUUUGGCCGAUACUAUCCUAGGAGUCAGCUUCGUACACAUGGAUACGCAAGUGCUCCAGUUGCACGUUGAGUAA
Molecule: messenger RNA, 1380 nt
Organism: Clavispora lusitaniae ATCC 42720
Lineage: Eukaryota; Fungi; Ascomycota; Pichiomycetes; Serinales; Metschnikowiaceae
Biological process (GO): transmembrane transport
Cellular component (GO): fungal-type vacuole membrane
Molecular function (GO): transmembrane transporter activity
Source: RefSeq, a predicted model, not a curated record